UGAAGAAUGCUUGUCGUCAACAGCUGCUGGGUUUCGUUUCGCAUCAGCUGGAGCUGUUGGCGGGUGACGAGAAGAAUCCACAAGGCUGUUCAUCAGUUCUUCUGCAGCUAAUGGGUGUUAAAACUGUCGGUAUGGCCACGGCGCAGUCGACGCUGCUCCUCGCAGUUCACAUUCUUCUCAUCUCGGAGUUCAUCCUGGCUAAGAGAGACUACUACGAGAUCCUGGGGGUGCCCAGAGAUGCCGCGGAGCGCCAGAUCAAGAAGGCUUUCCAUAAACUGGCUCUGAAGUAUCACCCUGACAGAAACAAGGGCGCAGGCGCAGAGGCGAAGUUCAGAGAAAUAGCAGAAGCUUAUGAAACGUUAUCGGAUGAUAAGAGGCGGCGAGAGUAUGACCAGUUUGGCCACUCUGCCUCAUCGGGAGAAGCUUACCAAGGAGGUAGAGGAAGUAGAGCAGGCGGCAGCGGCGACGACUACAACUUCAGGCAGCACUACCAGUCCUUCAACUUCAAUUUCAAUGACAUCUUCAAAGACUUUGACCCGUUCGGUCAACAACACCAGCACCACUUCCACUCGCAUCAUCAGUCGCACCAAAAGAGACACUUUGACAGCCACUUCCAGGCUCACAAGGAGGCGAUGAACCGGCAGCGGAGAAGCUUCCAGCAGGGGAGCUUCGGCGGAGGAAUGUUCGACGACAUGUUCGAGGACUUGGAGAAAAUGUUCUCCUUCAACACCCACACUUCCAGGACCGAGAGCAGAUUUCAAGGCUCGGCGAAGCAGCACUGCAGGACGGUGACUCAGCGCAGGGGGAACAUGGUGACCACCUUCACCGACUGCUCCUGAGACGAGAUGAAGGAUUUAAAAGAAAAAAAAAAAAUGUUGGGACGCUGCACAAUUUUUAGUUGCGGUGUUGAAAUCGAAUUGAAUGCUAAUUUAUCACUUGGUGUGGCUUUUGUAACUCUUAGUGUUUUUUUCCCAGCAAAUAUCCAAGCUGGUCAAAUUAGUGGCUAUUCUGAAGCAAUAACAAAUCCACCUUUUUGAUUAUAGCACGGGAAUAAGUCUUAGGACCAUUCAAAAACCUCCCCUUUAUUCAGCUUUCCUUGUUUGUUGUGUUUGUUUCGGUUUAUUAUGACUGUACGGUUCCGACACUCAGGUACGGCCUACGUUUAAACAAUAAAAGCUUGUUUUCCGUCGAGGGCAGGAAGGCAAUAAGAGUUCUCGAAGGCAAUCUUUGAUUCAGCAGCUAAUCAGGCCACUUUGCUUUCUAACUUUGAAACGACAACAAAUUUCUCUUCCAGGAAAUGUAGCUGGAAUGCGUGCAGGCUGGCCGUCGUCAACAGUUACCUCAUUUGAAGUUUAAGUUUCUUCCUGCAGAGAUGCAUCUCCUAUCACUCAGUCAGGGUCAGGAAUUAACAUCAGUCCCACAAUAAAUCCUGUGAAACGGAGACGCAGACAAUUUAUUGCUUCGUCCGCUCGUUUUUCAGUCAAGCUGGAUGGUCUGACAGGUUAAGUUUCCCAAACUGAUAAGAAUGUGCAAUACUUGGCACCUUUGCUCUUCAUGUUGCCUAUGAUUCAAAGACGGUGCCCUGCAAAUGUCAUUGUCUUACAUCUGCACUGUGUGUAUGUGUGUGUGUGUGUGGUAAGUGUGUGUGUUGACUGCAAAAUGUUUGGAAAGAAAUUAAAACAUGAAAGAUCAAA
This is a messenger RNA of Xiphophorus hellerii (green swordtail), 1694 nucleotides long. RefSeq names its product dnaJ homolog subfamily B member 9-like. Gene Ontology annotation, biological process: ERAD pathway. NCBI's taxonomy places the organism in Eukaryota, Metazoa, Chordata, Actinopteri, Cyprinodontiformes, Poeciliidae. The transcript is spliced from 3 exons. Gene Ontology annotation, molecular function: misfolded protein binding; protein-folding chaperone binding. Gene Ontology annotation, cellular component: endoplasmic reticulum. The coding region runs from base 111 to 839 and encodes 242 amino acids. The record is from RefSeq and is a predicted model, not a curated record.